AUGCAUAUCCUCCAGCUCUUCCUAUUCCUAGUCUUCGUCCUCGCCACCUCGGCCGAAACAGACGCUGGUUCCAGCGAGGUCUUCCUGCCCAAAAAGAGUUACUUCAACAGGAAGAAGCGAUCGAUAGAUUUCUACGGUCGUAAGAAUCACUUUUCGACACCAUUGUGAGAAAUAAAGUGUUGUGAAUCGAUUUUCGAGGAUCUUCCAAGUUGAGAUUUGAAUUCUCAAAGUGGGAUGCUUGUCGAGGUUUUGCUCAGAUUUCCUAACAAGGAAAGUCGUUUUACUUUGAAGUUGGGAUUCUUGAAAGUUGCGCCAUGAAAGUCCUUCAAGAAAGAGAUCCUGAAAGUCUCGUUUUUCUCAAGGACUAGGACAUUUUUCCGGUUGAGGACUUCAUGACCUUCAUUUGGUACUUCCAGGACUAUCCAAGCUAAUUUUCGAAAAGUUCCUGACCUUUUAAUAACAUUAGGCAGUGCUCUGAAUUGUUUUCUGAGACCCCUUUCCGUUCCCAUUGUCUGAUAAGAGGUCUCUGAGAACCAACCCGACACGGCUUUACGGUAUAAAAGAAGGGGAAAUUCUAAAUUUGACAGAAAUGCACUUCCUCCAGCUUUUCCUAUUCCUUGCCUUCGUCCUGGCUACCUCGGCGAUCUAUAUCGACGUCGAAGCCGAUGAUUCUGACGAAGUCGUGUUCGUCAAACGAGACAGGACUGGUGGAAUAAGAAGGCCAGAAGGACGAUUCUUCAGAAAUUUCCACAAGGCUCGCGAUUAUCCUCCUUGGAAUUUGUAA
Molecule: messenger RNA, 784 nt
Organism: Caenorhabditis auriculariae
Lineage: Eukaryota; Metazoa; Nematoda; Chromadorea; Rhabditida; Rhabditidae
Source: the annotation of a GenBank genome assembly